This is a messenger RNA of Neurospora crassa OR74A, 759 nucleotides long. RefSeq names its product pectate lyase A. NCBI's taxonomy places the organism in Eukaryota, Fungi, Ascomycota, Sordariomycetes, Sordariales, Sordariaceae. The record is from RefSeq and is a predicted model, not a curated record. Gene Ontology annotation, cellular component: extracellular region. Gene Ontology annotation, biological process: pectin catabolic process. The transcript is spliced from 2 exons. Gene Ontology annotation, molecular function: pectate lyase activity. The coding region runs from base 1 to 759 and encodes 252 amino acids.
AUGUCUCUCAACAUGAAAUCCCUCUCCCUCCUCGCCGUGGCCUCCCUCGCCUCCGCAGGCGCCACCAACACCAACCUGCAAACCACCUUCCCCACCCCCUCCGGCACCACCGCCCUCCCCGCCGUCAAGACCAUCGCGGCCGGCGGCAGCUUCGACGGCGGCAUGUACCAAUGGGACCGCUGGCCGUCGACCUGCAACCAGCAGUCCGAGGGCGGCGACAAGGACGCCGUGUUCAUCUUGGAGGACGGCGCCACGCUGAGCAACGUGGUGAUUGGUCCCAACAACGGCGAGGGCGUGCAUUGUAAGGGGAGAUGUACUUUGAACAACAUCUGGUGGACAGACGUCUGCGAAGACGCCGCGACAUUCAAGCAAACCUCCGGUACCUCCUACGUCAACGGCGGCGGCGCGCGUCACGCGAGCGACAAGGUCCUGCAGCACAACGGCGGCGGCACCGUGGCCGUCAAGAAUUUCUACGCCACCGACAUUGGCAAGCUGUACCGCUCGUGCGGCAACUGCAAGACGCAGCACCAGCGGUCGUCGACGUUUACCAAUGUCCAUGUCGAGGGCGCCAAGGUGGUCGCCGGCGUGAACGCCAACUAUGGCGACAAGACGACCAUCAAGAACUCGUGCAUCAAGGACUCGAGCGUCUGCUGGCUGUAUGAGGGAACCAGCAACAACAGCAAGGAGCCCAAGAAGAUUGGUAGUGGACCGAGCGGAACUGCUUGUGCUGUUGCGGCGCUGAAGACUUCUGGGUGCUAA